This is a messenger RNA of Laccaria bicolor S238N-H82, 279 nucleotides long. RefSeq lists its product as uncharacterized. The coding region runs from base 1 to 279 and encodes 92 amino acids. The transcript has 3 exons. The record is from RefSeq and is a predicted model, not a curated record. NCBI's taxonomy places the organism in Eukaryota, Fungi, Basidiomycota, Agaricomycetes, Agaricales, Hydnangiaceae.
AUGCUAGCUCUUUUCGACUAUUACCCCUCAAACACGUCUUCGACGUUGCCUUUAGAUGCCCUCAAUGUUGCUGUUUUUUGGUCCCAAAUCUGGUUCGAGGAAUUCCAUCUAUUGGAACAGCGAUCGUUGGGUAGGCCACUUGCAUUGCUCAAGCGUGGACUUCCUCCUAUUAACAUCACGGUGAAUGGCACAUUGGACGCUCAGCUGCAUAGUACGCUUGCAAGAACACGGGGAAAACGAAGCAAGAUACCAUUGGGCUGGUCGCUGUCACAGCUCUAG